Molecule: messenger RNA, 2484 nt
Organism: Rhinolophus ferrumequinum (greater horseshoe bat)
Lineage: Eukaryota; Metazoa; Chordata; Mammalia; Chiroptera; Rhinolophidae
Gene: GALM
Product: galactose mutarotase
Exons: 7
Coding region: 240-1376 (378 amino acids)
Biological process (GO): glucose metabolic process; beta-D-galactose catabolic process via UDP-galactose, Leloir pathway
Molecular function (GO): aldose 1-epimerase activity; carbohydrate binding
Source: RefSeq, a predicted model, not a curated record
AAAAGAACUGCAAACCUGGCUGGAAAUUUUGCCUUCAAGUCACCCUUAGGCAAAGGAAUAAUUAGAAAGGCUCCAGAGGAUAUUUUUUGCAGGAAUGGUCACUCCCUAAAUCCAGGCAAGGAAGGGGAGGAGUCUGAGCCGUGUCCCGCUCCUUCUCCCGUAAACUUCAGUCGCUAGGAGUUUGUUUGGCAGCCCGAAUUCGAAAGGCCAGAAGUAGCAGAACAACCUGAGACUUCUCAAUGGUUUCAGUGACUAGAGCCGUGUUUGGAGACCUGCCCUUGGGGGCAGGGACGGUGGAGAAGUUCCAGCUGCAAUCAGACCUGCUGAGAGUGGACAUCAUCUCCUGGGGCUGCACCAUCACGGCCCUGGAGGUCAAAGACAGGCAGGGCAGAGCCUCAGAUGUGGUCCUUGGCUUUGCCGAGUUGGAAGGGUACCUUCAAAAGCAGCCCUACUUUGGAGCAGUGGUUGGCAGGGUGGCCAACCGAAUUGCCAAAGGAACAUUCACAUUGGACGGGAAGGAGUAUAAGCUGGCCAUUAACAACGGGCCCAACAGUCUGCAUGGAGGAGUCAGAGGGUUUGAUAAGGUCCUCUGGACGCCUCAGGUGCUGUCAAACGGAGUCCAAUUCUCUCGGGUCAGUCCAGAUGGUGAGGAAGGUUAUCCUGGGGAGUUAAAAGUCUGGGUGACGUACACGCUGGAUGGUGGAGAGCUCAUGGUCAACUAUCGAGCACAGAGCAAUCAGACCACACCGGUCAAUCUGACCAACCAUUCUUAUUUCAACCUGGCAGGCCAGGGUUCCCCGAAUAUAUAUGACCAUGAAGUCACUAUAGAAGCUGAUGCUUUCUUACCUGUGGAUGAGACCCUGAUCCCUACAGGAGAAGUUGUACCUGUACAAGGAACUGCAUUUGACAUGAGGAAGCCAGUGGAGCUUGGAAAACACCUGCAGGAGUUUCACAUCAAUGGCUUUGACCACAAUUUCUGUCUGAAGGGCUCUAAUGAAAAGCAUUUUUGUGCACGCUCUGUGGCUGGGUCUGAUUCCUAUAGCAAAGAUGCUUCCAGUGUUUAUCCGUCCCUGCCUGCUUUUCUGCCCUGGACCUGUGUAUAUGUGGCUUGGUUGAUCUCCAGGGUCCAUCAUGCUGGAAGCGGGCGGGUACUGGAAGUCUACACCACCCAGCCCGGGGUCCAGUUUUACACAGGCAACUUCCUGGAUGGCACACUGACGGGCAAGAGUGGAGCAGUCUAUCGCAAGCACUCCGGUUUCUGCCUCGAGACCCAGAACUGGCCUGAUGCAGUCAAUCAGCCCCACUUCCCUCCUGUGCUGCUGAGGCCUGGUGAGGAGUAUGAGCACACCACCUGGUUCAAGUUUUCUGUGGCUUAAGGAAGUGUAAAGACAUGACCUGCUCCCAAGCCAGGCUGGGAGCCCCUGCAGCCGCCUGUCUACUGUUUAGAAAGGAGAUGAAAAUUUAGACGCUUUAAAAGUGAUCCUGUGAAUUAAAAUCAUACCAAUGGUAGAUGUCAUGAUCAGUCUGAAUAUUGAUUUCCUUCUCCAAUGACUGGCUCCAGGCCAAGUCUAAUGACCAGCUCUAUUCUCUGUGUAAUUAAGCCCUAAGCCCUAACCCUAACCCCAAAAUGGUACAUAGGCCCCUUGUACUGUGUUGGCUCUAUCUCUCCACGUUGCCUCUUCCUUUUCUACUUUUCACCCCUCCUUCCUUUGAGCCUACUGUCUCAUUCCUUUUCUUUUUCCUACUCCUUUACCUCAAAUCAUCUUGCCCUUGUGCAGCACUUUGGAGUAUUAUUUUAUACUAUUAUAUACUAGCAAUCAGUUGAAAUAAAAACAAACAAAAAACACCUGCACCUUUAGAAGACUCCCAGUUCCUUCAUUCAUCUUUAAAUCUGUUAGGCAUGGACCUUUGGGAAAUGGACUAAGUGUAUGGUAUGUUCUGGAUUCUUCUAUGCUGUCCAGUACGAGCCCAGCAUCUUCCUAGAGGAAAGCUACCGAACUGACAACCUACUGAGCUUCCCAUAUUUCCUCUUUCUUGGCAACAACAACAAACCAUGUUAUAAAAUUCAUUUCAGCAUGAAUUUCCCGAGUACCUAUUUUGUACAUAAUUCUCUGCUGAGUCUUUUAAAGGAUUCAGGAGGUACUGUCUAAGACAACUAUGUUCCCUCAGGGAUAUCACAGUCUCUCUGGGAGAGACAUAACUGAUUGUAGCAAUUAGAUGAUGCAGAAUUACACCAUGACAGAGCUUGGGAGCCCUCAACACGAACUUGGCUUCUGGCAUUUACUACGUGGACAAACAAUCUAAUUUCAUUUGGCCUCAGUUUUCUCACUUGCAAGGCAAAGUAGUUUGUUUUCCUCUAUUCUAAAAAAAGAAUUGUUUUUAUAAGCCACGUCUAAAGUGUCAUACCCAAGUAAGGAUAUUCACCUUUAGGGCAGUUGAAAGAAGUUACUGGUAUUUUAAUUAAUUGUGUUAAUGAAAGACAAU